CGCCGUUUCUGAAAUCGCGAAAAUGGCGCCAGGUCCCGCACAAGAGGAUGAGCCGAUUGUUGAAGAUUCCCUGGCCAGGGGCAGAUCUCGCCGAACUAAGCAAGACAAAACCGGGAGGUUUGCAGCUUUGGAAAAGUUGAAGAAGGCCAAAGAGAGCGGGGAGAAACACAAAUAUGAGUUCACCGAAGAAGCAGCUGUCUAUGAGGAAGUUGAUGAAACAGAAUAUUCCAAAAUUGUAAGAGAGAGGCAGGAAGAUGACUGGAUUGUGGAUGAUGAUGGCAGUGGGUAUGUGGAAGAUGGCAGAGAGAUAUUUGAUGAUGAACUGGAUGAGGACAAUGUAUACACCAAUAAAGCUAAGAAGGCAGUGGAGCAGUCCAAGAAGAGUAAGAACCCCAACAUCAUGAAGCCAGGGAGCAAACCCAAGGCUACAAUCAAAUCCAUGUUCCAGGCACACACUGGCUUGAAGAAGAAACCUGUGAAGGAGGUGAGUCUAGAUAAUGAUGAUAUUCUGGGAGAUAUCAUGAAUGAAUUGAACCAGAAUUCCUCUGCUCCAGCCUUCAAGCCACCUCCAGCUAAGAUGGUCAAGAAACAAAAUGGACCUGCCAAAUCACCAUACAACCCUUUUAAUACUAAAGUGAAGUCCCGCGUGAGCCCAGCUCAGCCCGCCAAGCCCUACCCCAGCCCACUGGCCUCUCAGAGGUCAGCUCCAAGGCCGGUGGUCAAGAAAAUUAAACAGGAGAUUAAGCAGGAAGUGGAAGAGAGCCCUGACAUUGAGGAAUAUGAUAGUUGUCCUAUGGAUUAUAGAGACGAUGAUGAUGAUGGUCAAGAAAAUAUUAAAGUUAAAGUUGAACCAAAAGAAAAUGGCCAUCAUGAGUCGGAGAUGGAGGUGGGGGACAUCGACUUCGAUGACAACUUUGGCGAGACUGAGGAACAGAAACCCAAAGUGAAGCAGGAGGUUGAGGACUCCAAACCAGUGAUAUCUGCAGAGUUCUUAGCUUCUAGCUGGGAUACGAUGCAAGAUGGGGCAGACGGAGGAACCGCCAUGACAGAUGUUACAGUAGACUCGUCAAGCCUGCCCCUGAUAACCAAUGAAAAUGGAGACCAGGUGCUGCGGAUGUACUGGCUGGAUGCAUACGAAGAAAGGAGUAAAUCGGGGACAAUUUACCUGUUUGGCAAAGUUUGGAUUGAGUCAGCUAAGACCCAUGUCAGUUGCUGUGUGUGUGUCUCCAAUAUUGAGAGGCAAAUGUUCUUCUUGCCCAGAUCCACUAGAGUGAAUUUGAAAACCGGCCAUGACACAGGAGAGGAAGUGACGUUUGUUGAUGUUUACAAUGAGAUCACCAAGGAGCUAAAGGACAAGAGGAAUAUCACCAUGUUCAAAUCCAGGAAAGUGACAAAGGAAUACUGCUUUGAGGUGGCAGACAUUCCAGUGGAGUCCGAAUACAUGGAAGUCAGAUACAAUGGUGCCAAGUUUCCAACCAGGAUACCCCAGGAGCUGAAAGGAGAAACCUUCAGCCAUGUUUUUGGCACAAAUACCUCCUUUCUUGAGCUCUUGUUGCUGGAGAGAAAGUUAAAAGGCCCAUCUUGGAUUGACAUCAAGGCACCUCAGAUCAUAAAAGCGCCUAUGAGUUGGUGCAAAGUGGAGGCGGAGGCCGUUUCUCCAGAUAACAUUACUGUGGUGAAAGAAGCCUCUCCACCGCCGCCAUUGGUUUCCAUGACGAUAACCAUGAGAACCCUUCCAAAUCCCAAGACGCACCAGAAUGAGGUGAUAGCUGUGGCUUGUCUUGUCAACCAGCAAUUCCAGAUGGACAAACCAGCGCCCAAGACGCCAUUUAAUUCUCAUUUCUGUG
Molecule: messenger RNA, 1847 nt
Organism: Lingula anatina
Lineage: Eukaryota; Metazoa; Brachiopoda; Lingulata; Lingulida; Lingulidae
Product: DNA polymerase alpha catalytic subunit
Biological process (GO): DNA replication; leading strand elongation; lagging strand elongation
Cellular component (GO): alpha DNA polymerase:primase complex
Molecular function (GO): DNA-directed DNA polymerase activity; DNA replication origin binding; nucleotide binding
Source: RefSeq, a predicted model, not a curated record